This is a messenger RNA of Morus notabilis, 1489 nucleotides long. RefSeq names its product metal tolerance protein 11. Gene Ontology annotation, molecular function: manganese:proton antiporter activity. Gene Ontology annotation, cellular component: membrane. The transcript has 6 exons. Gene Ontology annotation, biological process: transmembrane transport; monoatomic cation transport. The coding region runs from base 167 to 1351 and encodes 394 amino acids. The record is from RefSeq and is a predicted model, not a curated record. NCBI's taxonomy places the organism in Eukaryota, Viridiplantae, Streptophyta, Magnoliopsida, Rosales, Moraceae.
UCUAAUUUUGAAGGCAGUACUAGUUGUCCUACUUCCCUGGUGCGCAAAUCUCCGACUAUGCUGACCACAACAGACUCCAUCACACGACUCUCCCUCUCCCUCUCUCUCUAAACUUCCCUCGCCUUCUCCCUCUCUUUCUCUCUCUAUAUCUCGCCGGUGACUGCAAAUGGCGGAGCCGAUGGGUCUGGACAGCGCCGAGGAGCUUUCUCUCUUGCGACAGCCCAACAAUGGGGACCGAUCGUGGCGGUUGAACUUCGACGGCUUCCAGUUAUCCACUGAGCACAAAGAGAAGAAGCCUACUCGUGGCCUCCAUGAUUGCUAUGGAGUUUUAGGUCCAGAAGAUAUUGUGGCCGAGUACUACCAGCAGCAGGUAGAAAUGCUUGAGGGGUUUAAUGAGAUGGAUACCUUAGCAGAUCGUGGUUUUAUUCCUGGAAUGUCAAAGGAAGAACGGGAAAAGUUGGCCAAAAGCGAGACAUUCGCCAUCAGAAUUUCUAAUGUUGCAAAUAUGUUUCUUUUUGCAGCAAAAGUAUAUGCAUCUGUUAAAAGUGGGUCGUUGGCCAUCAUCGCAUCCACCUUGGAUUCGCUUCUUGAUCUUUUGUCGGGUUUCAUCCUUUGGUUUACUGCUUUCUCUAUGGAAACGCCCAACCCAUAUCAGUACCCCAUUGGGAAGAGGCGUAUGCAACCAUUGGGCAUCCUCGUGUUUGCCUCUGUUAUGGCAACUCUCGGACUGCAGAUCAUCUUGGAGUCAGUGCGCACUCUAUUAUCGGAUGAGGCUGAUUUCAGCUUGACCAAAGAGCAAGAGAGAUGGGUUGUUGGUAUCAUGCUCAUGGUGACUCUGGUAAAACUACUCCUCAUGGUUUACUGCCGCUCCUUCACAAAUGAAAUUGUUAAAGCAUAUGCCCAGGACCACUUUUUUGAUGUUAUAACCAACAUCAUUGGUCUCAUUGCUGCACUCCUUGCUAAUUAUAUUGAUGAUUGGAUGGAUCCUGUUGGAGCUAUCAUUUUGGCCCUGUACACCAUCCGAACAUGGUCGAUGACGGUACUCGAAAAUGUCAACUCCCUUGUUGGAAAAUCAGCAGCACCAGAAUUUCUACAGAAGCUUACAUACCUCUGUUGGAACCACCACAAGGCCAUAAGGCACAUAGAUACGGUUAGGGCUUACACCUUCGGGUCUCACUACUUUGUCGAGGUUGACAUCGUCCUACCUGCAGAUAUGCCCUUGCAAGAAGCUCAUGACAUUGGGGAAUCCUUACAGGAGAAGCUCGAACUAUUGCCUGAAAUUGAGCGUGCCUUUGUCCAUUUAGAUUAUGAGUUCUCACACAAGCCGGAGCAUGCUCAGGCACACUCUUAGGAUUACUGGCAAAACCAAUGUGUACUUAAUUCUGUUGUUUUUAAUUUUCAUCCCACCCAAACAGAAAAUCCUUGCUCUAUUGUAGUACGGAGUAAUGUGGAGACGAAUUUAGAAUCAAAAGGUUGAGUACGUAGAUAA